UUCUCACAGGUGAAAAAGGGUCAAGAUGCUCCAGUUUAUGUCAUCAACCUUCUUGUCUCUGAUCUCAUUCAGUUCUGCUGCAGAAUUCCAGUAGAUCUAUAUAAUCCUGGUCUAUCCAGUGCCAUUUGCUCUGACAUUUUAUAUCAUGCUUUUAUGGUCAGUGUCGGAUUCAUGGUGUGUAUCUCCUGUGAAAGGUAUCUGGUCAUUACCAAGCCACUGUGGUACAGAUUCAGGAGAAACAUCAAGACAUAUGUGGUGGUCUGCAUUGUGGUCUGGAUACUUCCACUUCUUUUUCUGCUAUUUGCUUUUCUGACUCUAGGUGUUCAGAUGGCUGCUUUCUCCCUCAUAGUUGUUCUCAUCCUGCCUUUUCCCUUGUUCAUCUUCUUCCUGGUUGGGACUAUCAAAGCUCUCUCUGGAGCUCUCAGUGUCCCAGCAGAUGAAAAACGACGAAUAGCAGCCAUUCAGGUUGUGGUGCUGAUUAUUUACGCUCUGCUUUAUCUGCCCAUCAUCAUCAUUGUGCUUCUACAAGUCAUUGGAGAGCUAAAUUAA
This is a messenger RNA of Poecilia latipinna (sailfin molly), 549 nucleotides long. RefSeq names its product ovarian cancer G-protein coupled receptor 1-like. The transcript has 3 exons. Gene Ontology annotation, biological process: phospholipase C-activating G protein-coupled receptor signaling pathway; positive regulation of Rho protein signal transduction. Gene Ontology annotation, cellular component: plasma membrane. NCBI's taxonomy places the organism in Eukaryota, Metazoa, Chordata, Actinopteri, Cyprinodontiformes, Poeciliidae. The annotation marks the transcript as partial. Gene Ontology annotation, molecular function: G protein-coupled receptor activity. The record is from RefSeq and is a predicted model, not a curated record.